Messenger RNA from Carassius gibelio (silver crucian carp), 2414 nucleotides. RefSeq names its product glutamate decarboxylase 1-like. Gene Ontology annotation, cellular component: cytoplasm; presynaptic active zone. Gene Ontology annotation, molecular function: pyridoxal phosphate binding; glutamate decarboxylase activity. The record is from RefSeq and is a predicted model, not a curated record. Gene Ontology annotation, biological process: GABA biosynthetic process. The transcript has 17 exons. NCBI's taxonomy places the organism in Eukaryota, Metazoa, Chordata, Actinopteri, Cypriniformes, Cyprinidae. The coding region runs from base 391 to 2151 and encodes 586 amino acids.
ACUCUCACGGUAUUUUGACGUGUUCAUAUUUAUAUAUAUAUAUAUGUAUAGCCUAUAUAUUACUCAGAGAAUUAAACUUCAUGUGUCUGAUGGCUCGAGCCUCGAGUCCAUAUAUUAAUCUCAUAGGCUAUAUCUCGGUGGAAAAAUACAGUGAAUUAAGGAGAUUCUCCUGUCGCCUUUUGAAGGAUAAACACUGAAUCAAGAUUUGGUGCUGGUGGAUUUUUAAUUUCUUCUUUACUCUUGUGGUCUUCUGAUGUCGAGUGCCUCGUCACGCGGUGUGGAACAUCCUCCGUGUGCCUCCGUUCUUCUGGAUUUUAUUGUGACACCUGUGACUUCGUAAGUUCUUCUUUUUUUCCAGUCUGGAAGCUGUACGGUGUUUCUCCUGGACUGAUGGCGUCUUCUGCACCUUCUUCCUCGGCUCCUGAUGUGGACCCAAACACGGCUAAUUUACGACAACCUGCCACAACCGGCGACGCGUGGUACGGGGUUGCACACGGAUGCACGAGGAAACUGGGCAUGAAGAUCUGUGGAUUCCUGCAAAAGAACAAUAGUCUAGAUGAGAAGAGUCGGAUGGUGGGCGCCUUCAAGGAGAGCGCGAAGAACCCGAUGUAUGACAACAGCGAGCGCUUCACGCGCGCAGAGACAGACUUCUCCAACCUGUUCGCUCGAGAUCUGCUGCCUGCUAAAAAUGGUGAGGAACCCACAAUUCAGUUUCUUCUUGAGGUGGUGGAGAUCCUCUCCAAUUAUGUGCGCAAGACCUUUGACAGAUCCACCAAAGUGUUGGACUUUCAUCACCCUCACCAGCUCCUAGAGGGGAUGGAGGGCUUCAACCUGGAGCUGUCUGACCAACCAGAGUCGCUGGAGCAGAUCCUGGUGGACUGCAGAGACACGCUCAAGUAUGGAGUCAGAACAGGUCAUCCUAGAUUCUUCAAUCAGCUUUCAUCUGGUCUGGAUAUCAUUGGUCUGGCUGGAGAAUGGCUUACCUCUACUGCCAACACUAACAUGUUCACAUAUGAAAUCGCUCCUGUGUUUGUUCUGAUGGAGCAGCUGACCCUCAAGAAGAUGAGAGAGAUCAUUGGCUGGUCUAAUGGUGAUGGCGAUGGACUCUUCUCACCAGGUGGUGCCAUAUCAAACAUGUAUAGUGUGAUGGUUGCGAGGUACAAGUAUUUCCCUGAAGUCAAAACCAAAGGCAUGUCUGCAGCACCUCGACUCGUGCUUUUCACUUCUGAAUAUAGUCAUUAUUCAAUCAAAAAGGCAGGAGCAGUACUGGGAUUUGGCAAAGAAAACGUAAUUCUUCUGAAGACAGAUGAGAGGGGGCGUGUCAUACCUGCUGACUUAGAGGCCAAGAUCAUUGAUGUGAAACAGAAGGGUUAUGUGCCACUGUUUGUGAACGCAACGGCUGGUUCCACAGUAUAUGGAGCAUUCGAUCCCAUCAAUGACAUUGCAGACAUCUGUGAAAAGUACAACCUGUGGUUACAUGUGGAUGGUGCAUGGGGCGGAGGACUGCUGAUGUCCAGGAAACACAGACACAAGCUAAGCGGCAUUGAGAGAGCAAACUCAGUCACAUGGAACCCUCAUAAGAUGAUGGGUGUACCACUGCAGUGUUCAGCCAUCCUGGUCAGAGAGAAGGGCAUUCUGCAGGGCUGCAACUCCUUGUGCGCUGGAUACCUCUUCCAACCAGACAAACAGUACGAUGUGACCUACGACACCGGCGACAAGGCCAUCCAGUGUGGCAGACAUGUAGACAUCUUCAAAUUCUGGCUCAUGUGGAAGGCCAAGGGCACAACUGGGUUUGAGCAGCACAUUGACAGAUGUCUAGAGAUUUCUGAAUAUCUCUACAAUAAAAUCAAGAACCGUGUGGGAUAUGAAAUGGUCUUUGAGGGGCAGCCCCAGCACACAAAUGUUUGCUUCUGGUAUAUUCCACCAAGUUUGCGUGGCAUGCCAGAUGGAGACGAACGAAGGGAGAAACUACACAGGGUGGCGCCGAAGAUCAAAGCAAUGAUGAUGGAGUGCGGCACAACCAUGGUAGGAUACCAGCCACAAGGAGACAAGGUCAACUUCUUCCGAAUGGUCGUCUCCAAUCACGCCGCCACCAAGUCCGACAUCGAUUUCCUCAUCGAUGAGAUCGAGAGGCUGGGUCACGACCUGUAAGAGCACUAACCAGGCUCAGGCAUCUCCACAGGACGGUCGCACGGUCUACACGUUCAAUGGAUAUGUUUCGACAUUGUAUUGUGGUCCAAUAUGUUCUCUCCUUUUUUUCUAUGUCCUUAGAUUUUUAACUUACAGAUUAUGAAGCCUGUAUAGCUACACAGUCACCUUAUAACAGUUUAAAUCCAUUGGGGUCAGGUGUAAAAGUCAGUGCUUGAGUUUGUAAAUACAAUAUAAAGACAAGCAAAGACGUGCCACCCUUUUAA